AUGAUUUUCAGAAGAGAAGAGCCUCGCUUAUAUAACUUGGACAAGCUAAAACUAUUCGUUGCAGUGCAUUGGCGAGGAAUUAUUUGUGUGUUUGUCCCUAUUUUUUUUAUCCUACUGUUAGCACCCUUUCCUCCAAAGCCACACCAAUGGACCGCUUACUGCUUAGCUGUCAUGGGUGUAUUCUGGGUGACUGAAUGUAUUCCUUUGGCAGUAACAUCGUUUUUGCCAGUAAUAAUAUUUCCAUUGACUGGGAUUUUAAGUACAGGAGACGUUUGCAAAUGUUAUGUCAAUGAUUCCAUGCUGAUGUUCGUGGGAAGUUUAAUUUUGGCAUACUCUGUUGAGCAGUGUGGCUUACACGAGCGAUUAGCUUACAUAGCGAUCCGAUCUAUUGGAUAUUCACAUAUAAGGUUAUUAAUUGCUAUGUGUAUUGUAACUACAUUCGUUUCUAUGUGGAUAACAAACACGGCAGCAACGACUAUGAUGGUACCUAUUAACUUUGCCGUGCUGAAAGUCUUUGAAGAUCAAAAACUAUUAAAGGUUUAUGACACAACUAGCGAUGGUGAAAAAGUUGCGUCUGAUAUAACCACGUGUUAUUUUUGUGUUGCAACAUUCUCUGCAACAAUUGGUGGUAUUGGAACUCUUGUUGGAACGGCAACGAAUUUAGUGUUCAAGGGCCUAUUUACCACGACAUAUCCAGCCGCUCCUGAAUAUUUGUCAUUUCCGAAGUUCUCCGGUUUCGGAAUUCCAUAUAUGAUUUUACUAGACGCUUUCAUGAUCCUAUACAUGUUAAUAAUAUAUAUUGGAUUUCUGAGGCCCAGGACUGCAAUCGCAAAGCAAAAUCAAAUUUCUCCCGAAGGCUUGAAGGCAGCCAAGAAUGCUGUAGAAACUAAUUAUAGUAAAUUAGGACGCGUAACAUUUUGGGAAGGAAUGGUCAUAAUAUUAUUUGGUGGUGCAAUGGUAGGAUUCUUCUGUCGGUCGCCACAAAUAUUCCAUGGAUGGGGAGACGUUAUUAAUGAUUAUUUUGAAUUGAAUGACCCGAAGUUCGUUCGAGAUUCCGCAUUAGCUGCGCUUGUUGCAUUUAUGAUGUUUCUUUUGCCAUCAAAUCUUUCAUUUUGUAAGAAUUUGAAAGCGAAAUUCCAUGAAGAGUUUCCUAGGGAAAGAGUUCGGUCGGUACUUGAUUGGAAGAGCUUGAUAGGUUCAAUGCCUUACAGUUUUACUUUUCUUCUGGGUGGUGGCUUUGCUCUGUCGGAAGCUGCCAAAAAAACUGGAUUUAACGAGAAAAUCGGAGAAACUCUGCAACACCUGAAAUCAUUACCAAAUGUUUUGAUCAUGUUGAUUGUGAUUAUAUUUGUUAUACUAAUAACUAACGUUGCAUCAAACGUGGCUGUUUGUAACGUUCUUACCCCAAUCUGUAUGACGCUGGCUAAAGAAGUCGGACAAAAUCCUCUAUGGUAUGUCUUGGCGAGUGGAUUUUCAUCAUCGUAUUGUUUUAUGCUUCCAAUAGGAACGCCGGGCAACUUAGUCGUGCAAAGUGCUGCCAAAAUACCUACACGUAAAAUGAUAAAAGCCGGGUUAGGACCGACAAUUACAACAAUUAUUAUAACAUGGCUAAUGGUUUAUUUCUACGCUCCUGUGAUUUGGCCUGAUCUUCCCACUCUUCCUGAUUGGAUUAAGUAAACCUAUGGUUUCUUCUUUUAAUUGUUUGAAUUCCAUUUUACA
Molecule: messenger RNA, 1719 nt
Organism: Pararge aegeria (speckled wood butterfly)
Lineage: Eukaryota; Metazoa; Arthropoda; Insecta; Lepidoptera; Nymphalidae
Product: protein I'm not dead yet-like
Exons: 14
Coding region: 1-1677 (558 amino acids)
Biological process (GO): citrate transport; monoatomic anion transmembrane transport
Cellular component (GO): membrane
Molecular function (GO): citrate transmembrane transporter activity; succinate transmembrane transporter activity
Source: RefSeq, a predicted model, not a curated record